This is a messenger RNA of Austrofundulus limnaeus, 287 nucleotides long. Its product is annotated as calcium/calmodulin-dependent protein kinase type II delta 2 chain. NCBI's taxonomy places the organism in Eukaryota, Metazoa, Chordata, Actinopteri, Cyprinodontiformes, Rivulidae. The record is from RefSeq and is a predicted model, not a curated record. Gene Ontology annotation, molecular function: ATP binding; protein kinase activity. Gene Ontology annotation, biological process: protein phosphorylation.
CUUCUCCGCCUCCCUGCGCCUGUCUGUGCACCCCGCACACCCGCCCCCCCCCGGUGACACCUGCCUCAGGAUGGCCUUAACGAUCUGCACGCGAUUUACCGACGAAUAUCAGCUGUUCGAGGAGCUGGGGAAGGGGGCAUUCUCUGUGGUCAGGAGGUGCGUGAAGAUCUCCUCUGGACAGGAGUAUGCUGCCAAAAUCAUCAACACCAAGAAGCUUUCUGCAAGAGAUCAUCAAAAGCUGGAGAGAGAGGCGAGGAUUUGUCGUUUACUAAAGCACCCCAACAUUG